Messenger RNA from Gloeophyllum trabeum ATCC 11539, 810 nucleotides. RefSeq lists its product as uncharacterized. Bases 1 to 810 code for a protein of 269 amino acids. Lineage: Eukaryota; Fungi; Basidiomycota; Agaricomycetes; Gloeophyllales; Gloeophyllaceae. The transcript has 6 exons. The record is from RefSeq and is a predicted model, not a curated record.
AUGCGUUGGCACGACACCAUUGUUCAAGAACGCAUACCAGGGCCGUCGCGGCACCACCGUGCCCUUAUGGCUGAGUACAAAGGAGCGAUCAGCCUUUCCUCGGGUCAGCGUAACGGUGACUGCAGCUUGACUACUUUCCUACCUCGUAAAUCGAACGUCAAUUGCGCAGUAUGGCUGAAGGAAGACCUCCAGAGUCCAGAGGUCUUCCAGAAUAACGACAAACACCCCCAGAAAGCGUCAGUGAGAGGAAUGAAGGCGAAGCAGACUGUCAGCCAAAACCGCGACGCUCCCGACGUCGAUCCCCCCAAAACAAGCAGAUAUUUACCUAAAGCGAAACCCAGCACCCAUUGGCAUGGUCGAAAUUCCUUGAAGAACAUCAUCGUCUUUGGGGACUCGUACAGCUCUCCCACGGCAGAAGAUGACGAGUUCACCGACGAAAACGCUUACCGAUGGACAGACCACAUCUCCAACGCACUCACAAACGUUUCCGCUCGCGUUCACAACUUCGCAGCCCCUGGGGUGACCGUCGAAGCGACCUCUCUGCACAGCUUUCCCGAUACUUGUUCCCCCGAGCUCCGGACCGCGCGCCGGACCCGUCUGAAAGCACUUACGUUCAUCUGUCCACCAGUUCCAUACAUCGGUAUCAACGGCUGCAGUAGGACGCCCUCGGACGACUUGGCGCCACUCGUCGAGUCUCUCCUCGACGCUGUCCACAACCUGUAUACCGAAUUCGAAACUGGGCCCAUCCACCGGUCAUCCGGUGGUAGCAAAACUCAUUCCUGUCUGAGAUACAUACUCACGCUACCAUAG